Messenger RNA from Cynoglossus semilaevis (tongue sole), 3962 nucleotides. RefSeq names its product cullin-associated NEDD8-dissociated protein 1-like. The transcript has 24 exons. NCBI's taxonomy places the organism in Eukaryota, Metazoa, Chordata, Actinopteri, Pleuronectiformes, Cynoglossidae. The coding region runs from base 345 to 3962 and encodes 1205 amino acids. The record is from RefSeq and is a predicted model, not a curated record. Gene Ontology annotation, biological process: SCF complex assembly.
CUUAAAUUGGUGAAAAAAAAACAUUUGAAUGUAUUAAUUGAAUGCAUUUGCAAAUGUAAUUUUCCGUAGCAGCUAUGUACAAAAUUGAGAAUUUAUAAUUUAAAAUUAUAUAACAAACAAAUAAAUGAAUAAAUAAAUGGAACUUCUCCACAGGAGGGCGCUGUUAAUCUAAACCAUUUCUUCAUUACAAGUCUAUUUUUAUCUAAACUCUGUCAGUAUCGUGUUGCCCCAGUGGCUCGUGUAUUGCUUCCCCUCUUUAAACUCCUCCUGUCCGAGGCUGUUGUUUGUUGUUGCAAGCUUGUUUUGACCUCCGUUUUCUUAUCAUUCGUUUGCUUGAGGUUAAAAUGUCAAACGUGUCCUAUUAUAUCUCCAACCUGUUGGAGAAAAUGACGUCCACAGACAAAGACUUUAGGUUCAUGGCCACCAAUGACCUGAUGCUGGAGCUGCAGAAGGACAGCAUCAAACUGGACGAGGACAGCGAGAGGAAAGUGGUGAACAUGCUCCUCAGGCUGCUGGAAGACAAGAAUGGAGAGGUGCAGAACUUGGCAGUGAAAUGCUUGGCUCCUCUGGUGAGCAAAGUGAAGGAAGUUCAAGUGGAGACAAUGGUGGACGUUCUGUGCUCAAACAUGGUGUCAAACAAAGAGCAGCUAAGGGACAUUUCCAGUAUGGGACUGAAGAUGCUGAUCGCUGAACUGCCUCCUUCCUCCUCAAGUGCGACUCUGACCUCCUGCGUCUGUAAGAAAAUCACUUGUCAGCUGAUCGGUGCCAUGGACAAACAGGAAGACGUGUCCACGCAGUUGGAGGCUCUGGACAUCCUGUCGGACAUGUUGGCAAGACAGGGUGGCGCUCUUGUCAGCUUCCACAGCACCCUUCUCUCCAAUCUCCUGUCUCAGCUGACCAGCUCCAGGAUGGCAGUCAGGAAGCGCUCCAUCUUGGCUCUGGGGCACCUGGUGCCCUGUUGUAGCCACGCCCUCUUCUCCCAGCUCACUCAGCACCUCUUAGAUGAGCUGUCCAAAAGUCUGCCCACAUCUGUCACGAGGACGUACGUCCAGUGUUUGGCAACAGUCAGUCGUCAGGGUGGACACAGAGUAGGUGAACAUCUGGAGAACCUGGUCCCUAUAGUUGUUAAAUUCAUUGACGUGGAAGAUGAUGAGCUGAGGGAUUGUUGUUUCCAGGCAUUUGAGGCAUUCGUACGCAGGUGUCCAAAAGAAAUGUCCCCCCACAUUUCGACAGUAACUGAACUCUGUCUCCGGUUCAUGACGUUUGAUCCAAACUACAACGAUGAGGAUGAGGAGGAUAAUUCGGAUGAGGAAGGAGAGGACGGACUUCAGGAAGAUUCAGAAGAGUACAGCGAUGACGACGACAUGAGCUGGAAAGUACGUCGAUCCUCAAUCAAGUGUCUGGAGGCUCUAGUGGAGACUCGUCCGGACCUUCUGCUCAGCUUCUACUCCUGCGUCUUCCCAGUCUUACUGGCCCGCUUUAAAGAGCGCGAGGAGAGCGUGAGGGCUGACAUCUUCUCUGUCUUCUCGACGCUGCUGAGACAAACGCGUUACCACAGUCGUGGCGCAACGACAACUGAGCCGACGGCAAGAGUCUGCGAAGAGGGGACGGAAAUGGAGGAACCGGUGUUGGCUGAGCUAAAGAAACAGGUCCCUCUCAUUGUAAAGGUUCUCCACAGACAGCUAAAGGAUAAGAACGCUAGAUUUCGUCAGGGUUGUUUCUGUCUUCUCACAGAACUCACUCACACCGUUCCUGGAGCUCUGGAACCACACAUUCCUGUUCUGGUACCAGGUAUCAUCUUCUCCCUGACCGACAGAUGCACCUCCUCCACCAUUAGGAUGGAUGCUCUCUCCUUCCUCCAUAUGCUGCUCCUUUCUGUCCCUCCUCAUGCCUUUCAGCCUCACUUGCAGGAGAUGCUGACCCCAGUGGUUACCUGUGUAGAAGACACCUUUUACAAGAUCUCCUCAGAAGCGUUGCUGGUCCUUCAGCAGUUGAUCAGAGUCAUUAGGCCUCAGCCUGGAGCUGAUGCUGUGGGUUGUGACCCAAAGCAGUUUGUCAGAAAGGUGUUUCCUGUGACUAUGAAGCUUCUCAGAGCCACUGACAUCGACCAGGAAGUGAAAGAGCGGGUCAUUGUCUGUAUGGGUCACAUGGUGUGUCAUCUCAGCGACCACCUGGAGGCAGACACGCAGGAAGUUCUUGCAGUUUUUUUGGAAAGAUUAAAAAAUGAGAUCACGAGAUUGACUACAGUGCGGACCCUCAGCCUAGUUGCUGCUUCGACAUUAAAGGUGGACCUGUCCCCCAUCCUGCCUGAAGUCCUCUCUGUGCUGGGAUCUUUCCUGAGGAAGAACCAGCGAGCGCUGAAGCUGAGCUCUAUGGCCUGCCUCUCUGAAGUCAUCACUCAUCAUGGCGCGGGAAUCAAACCUGCGUCUCUUGAGCCUGUGAUGACAGAACUUCCUGCUCUUUUGGACGAGGCUGACAUGCACGUGUCCCAGGUGACCAUCACGUUACUCACCUGCUUGGCCACAGCGUUUCCCUCCUCUAUGGCUAAGAUCAGCUCGUCCCUCUUACCUGGUGUCUUCAGGCUGAUCCAUUCUCCUCUUCUGCAGAGUGGUGCUCUAACAGCCAUACUGGACUUCAUCAAAGCAGUGGUGCUGUCCAGGACCAGCAAUCUGGGAUACAGUCAGCUGCUGAAGUCCCUUACCGAGCCCUUCAACAGAUCACCAUCCUCAGCAGACCCGCUUCUUCUCCACAGACAGUCCUAUUACUCUGUGGCUCGAUGUGUAGCUGCUCUGUCCUCUGUUUGUCCAACAGAGACACCGUCCUCCAUCUCCCGUCUCAUUCAGCAGGUCAAAAAUCGUGGUACUCCCGAAUCAGCCUGCAUUCUGGCACUACUGAGUCUGGGGGAGAUUGGGAGGGGAGGCAGUCUGGGAGGGAACACGGCGGUGCAGGGAGUCAUUCUCGAGGCCUUCAGCUCCACCAGUGAGGAGGUGAGGACAGCUGCAUCCUACGCGUUGGGCAGCAUGGCUGUUGGCAGCCUGAGCGAUUUCCUACCCUUCAUGGUGAAGGAGAUCUCUAUGCAGCCCAGGAGACAGUAUCUGCUGCUGAACUCCCUCAAAGAUGUCAUCAGUGCCUGUCCGAGCUCAAGUCUCUUGCCGCAUGUAGACUCAAUCUGGACAUUGUUGGUCCAGAACUGUGAGAGUCAGGAGGAAGGAAACAGGAACAUUGUGGCUGAGUGUCUAGGAAAACUGACUCUGAUCAGUCCAGUCCAGCUCUUACCAAGACUCAAACACCAACUCAAGACUGGUGCUGCUCGGACCCGUAGCACCGUGGUCACUGCUGUCAAGUUCACUAUUGUUGACCAACCUGCUCCCAUUGACUCACUGCUGAAAGAGUGUAUAGGUGAUUUCCUGAAAACCCUACAGGAUGAAGACCUGAAUGUUCGUCGUGUGGCCCUAGUGAUGUUCAACUCUGCAGCGCACAACAAGCCCUCUUUGAUCCGCGGCCUGUUGGGGGCGCUGCUGCCUCAUUUGUACCAGGAGACUAAGAUCAGAAAGGACCUAAUUCGAGAGGUGGAGAUGGGUCCUUUCAAACACACGGUGGACGAUGGUCUCGAUCUGAGGAAGGCGGCAUUUGAGUGCAUGUACACGCUGCUGGAGAGCUGCCUGGGUAGCUUGGACAUCCUGGACUUCCUGGAUCAUGUGGAGGAAGGACUCAAAGAUCACUACGACAUCAGAAUGCUGACCUUCCUGAUGUUGGCCAGACUGGUAUCUCUGUGUCCCACUGGUGUUCUUCAGAGACUGGACCGACUGGUGGAACCACUGAGAGCUACAUGUAUCAGCAAGGUGAAGGCGGGGUCGGUGAAGCAGGAGUUUGAGAAGCAGGAGGAGCUUCGUCGUUCAGCCAUGCGUGCUGUUGCCGCCCUGCUGGCUGUUCCUGAGCUGGAGCGUACAGCAUGGACAUGA